UUAUACUACAACUGUCGAAUAAAAAACACACCAAAUCCCCACCAAAAAAAAUCAAAAAAACCCCACCACCUUAAUAAACCAACCAUCAAACCCGACACAUGAAUCAAAUUGGUUUUACUUUCAGCCUUUCCAGCCAUUGUUUUGUUCAUCUCACAACCUCACAUCACAUCCAAUCACCAAAAAAAUAUUUAGAGCUAAAAAAAAAAAAAAAAAAAAAAAAAGAAGAAGAAAGAAAAUGAAUGCCAUUGAUAAAACUUCCUAAAUAAAUUGGUAACGCCAAACCCCUAAAAACUCGCUUCUUCUUCUUAGUUCUUAUUGUUGUGUCUGACACACUUUGUUGUUUCUAAUCUUACAAAAAUGGUAGAGACUGUUUGGAAAGCGACAUCAAAGCCUUCACCCUUAUGUACCUUCCUGCUACUCAUUAUUCUCUGCAUUCUUGGUUUCUAUAGUUUACACUACCCAGACUCUACGGUAAUAAAUCCGAAUGCCCAAAAUGCCCUCCGCUUCCGCCAGAUAUUCCUCUCCUCUGCCUCCAACCACACCAUAGCUUCCUACCUCCGCGCCCUCACGCAGCACCCUCACCUCGCCGGAACCGCGCCCUCUUUAACUACCGUAAACUACGUCGUUUCCCACUUCAAAAACCUCAACCUCCAAACCCACACCACUCAAUACAAAACCCUACUCUCCUAUCCUACGCACUCCUCUCUGUCCGCGCAUUUUAGCAACGGGACGGUCCACGACCUGUCGUUAUCGGAUUCCUCGGACGACGACGCUGUAGUGCGACCUUAUCACGCGUACUCGCCGUCGGGGACGGCGUUCGCUAAGGCGGUGUUCGUGAAUUACGGGAGGGACGUUGACUUUCAGGCGAUUAAGGAGUUGAAUGUGAGUGUCAAAGGGUGCGUAGUGGUUGCGAGAAGAGGAGAUUUGCCUAGAGGGAUUGUGGUUCAGAAGGCGGAGGAGAAUGGAGCUGUGGCGGUGCUGUUGUACACCGAGGGCGAGGAGGUGAAAGGGUUCGAGAGAGGGACUGUGAUGAGUGGCGUUGGGGACCCACUGAGUCCUGGCUGGGCUGCAGUCGAUGAUAGUGAGAGUUUGGAGAUGGAAGACGCUCGAGUCUUGAAAAGAUUUCCCAAAAUUCCAUCCAUGCCCUUGUCGGUUCGGGCAGCUCGGCUCAUAUUGGACUCACUCGGUGGCGCUCCGCCGCCGGAAAAAUGGCGGGUUGACCUCCGGGGGGUCGGGCCGGGCCCGACAACCUUGAACUUCACUUACCAGGGGGAGAAAAAGGUAGCGACUAUUCAUAAUGUUUUUGCUGUCAUAAGGGGUUCGGAAGAGCCUGAUCGCUAUGUGCUGCUUGGAAAUCAUAGAGAUGCAUGGACGUAUGGUGCUGUUGACCCCAACAGUGGAACUGCAGCGCUGCUUGACAUUGCUCGCCGAUAUGCUCUUAUGAUUCGCUUGGGGUGGCAGCCUCGAAGGACAAUAAUUCUCUGCAGUUGGGAUGCGGAAGAGUUUGGGAUGAUAGGAUCAACUGAGUGGGUUGAACAGAACCUUGUGAAUCUGGGCUCCAAAGCAGUAGCCUACCUUAAUGUAGAUUGUGCGGUUCAAGGUCCGGGUUUCUUUGUUGGUGCUACGCCUCAGUUGGACAGUCUACUUCUUGAGGUCACAAAGAAGGUAAAGGAUCCUGAUUCAGAGGGUUUGACAGUCUAUGAGAAGUGGGCUGCCACAAAUGCAGGCACGAAUAUCCAAAGACUUGGUGGAGUGGAUUCUGAUUUUGCUCCAUUUGUGCAACAUGCAGGGGUUCCUUCUAUUGAUAUAUACUAUGGAAGAGGUUUUCCAGUCUAUCACACUGCUUUUGACUCCUAUGUGUGGAUGACAAAUAAUGGAGAUCCGUUGUUUCAUCGGCAUGUGGCUGUUGCAGGAAUUUGGGGUCUUCUAGCCCUUCACCUGGCUGAUGAUUCCAUUCUACCAUUCAAUUACCUAUCUUAUGCUGAACAAUUGCAGAGGUAUAAAGGUAUCUUGAGCAACUUGUUGCAUGAGAAUGUAUCCCUGCAUCCUCUAACAACAUCAAUUCAAGAACUUGUCUCUGCAGCUAAAGAAGCUGAGGAUGAAGCAAAGAUACUGAGACAGCAAGAAACUACUGGUGAUUCUGUAGUGUUGAAAAAGCGAGCACUGAAUGAUCGGUUGAUGCUUGCUGAAAGAGGGUUUUUGGAUGUGGAUGGGCUUCAAGGAAGGCAGUGGUUUAAGCAUCUCAUUUAUGGGCCCCCGGGUGACCAUGAAAGCAAGUUGGAUUUCUUCCCUGGGGUAGCAGAUGCUAUUUCCCAAUCUGCAAGAAUGAGUCGAAAAGAAAUCCAAGCGGCAAUUCAGCAUGAGAUCUGGAGGGUUUCCAGAGCAAUUCAAAGAGCUGCCAGAGCUCUUAAAGGGGAACUUACCUGAACAAGUUGCAGGAAAACUCACAAAAACUCAUAUACAUGGAGAGAGCGACUGCGAUAUCUGCUAACUUGUAUAUAUGAGUACUAAUCUCUCCUUUCCUGUUUCUAUACAUCUGGUUUUUGUUAGUUGUAAUUAAAUUCUGUGAAAUGGACAGUUCGUUUUAUGCCUCUUGUAAAUAUGGUUUGCAGAGCGUAAAGCCUAGUACAAA
This is a messenger RNA of Quercus robur (English oak), 2632 nucleotides long. Its product is annotated as probable glutamate carboxypeptidase AMP1. Lineage: Eukaryota; Viridiplantae; Streptophyta; Magnoliopsida; Fagales; Fagaceae. The transcript is spliced from 10 exons. Bases 358 to 2427 code for a protein of 689 amino acids. The record is from RefSeq and is a predicted model, not a curated record. Gene Ontology annotation, molecular function: carboxypeptidase activity.